UAUCGUGUUUCUGAUUCAUUCAUACCUGUCAAAGAAAAACUAUUAUAACCUGUGUUAAUUUUGAAAAUGAACAGAAUAUUUGGAAAAGGCAAAGAUAAAGCACCACCACCUAAUUUAACAGAUGUCAUUCAGGGGGUGGAUGGUAGAGCAGACUCAGUUGAGAAAAAAAUUGCAAAGUUAGAUGUAGAAUUAAAGAAGUAUAAGGAUCAAAUGGCCAAAAUGAGGGAAGGACCAGCUAAAAAUAAUGUGAAGCAAAAAGCUCUCCGAGUGCUAAAGCAGAAAAAGAUGUAUGAAUCGCAAGUAGACAACUUAAGACAACAGGCAUUCAAUAUGGAACAAGCCAACUUCGCUACCCAAUCCCUGAAGGAUACUCAAGCCACUAUUGAUGCGAUGAAAGCUGGCGUCAAAACCAUGCAGAAAGAGUUUAAGAAAAUAAACAUCGAUCAAAUCGAGGACCUCCAAGAUGACAUGGCAGAUAUGCUGGACUUACAUGAAGAGGUACAAGAAGCUCUGGGACGAACCUACGGCACACCCGAGAUAGACGACGAUGAGUUGCAGGCAGAACUUGAUGCUCUCGGGGACGAGAUUGCUCUUGAUGACGACACCAGCUACUUAGACGAAGUUAAAGCACCAGCAGCCCCGAGCAAAGAGCCUGGUGCGGACAGUGUCAAAAACAAGGAUGGUGUAUUAGUGGAUGAAUUCGGUCUGCCACAAAUUCCAGCAUGAUAAGACAUGCAAAAAAACAACCUAAAGAAGUGAUUCUUUGUGGGCUGCCAUUUUCUUCACUUCACUAAUUUUCUUAACAAUGAGGCAGUAGUAUUACAAAGUUAGUAAAACAAAACUAUAAGUAUUGUAACAAUACAGUUUUAUAAUAUUGCACUUAAUCUUGUUCUUAAGUGCAUGACAGCAAAACAUUUUAAACAUUCCUUUCAUGAGAAAUGUAGUUUUAAAGGGUAAGAGGUUCUAAGCAAAAUUGUCUCUUGCCAACUUUAAUUAAAAAUAAAAUGUUCACAAAAUUAUAAGACUGUGUUAUUAAGUGUUUGUUGUUUCACAACUAAAAUAAUACAAUAUUUAAUUAAAACUGAAUACAAACACAUUCAAUUUAGAAAUCACUGUUUUAAAAUCUAAACUAAUGUAAAAAUAAAAUAUUAGUAUAUGAUUCUGCACUUAGUGUAGAUCGACCAUGAGACAACCAAGUUAUCAAUUAAAUGUUGUAUUAAGUGCUACUUUCAUUAUUUACCCUCAUUUUUUAGACAAUUUAAUAACAUUAAGUUAACUAGUUUACAAAGUAUUUUUACUCUACACUUGAAGUUUGUGAAAAUUUUGGUUACAAAUUAAUGUAGGCCUAAACCAAAUUAUUUACUUAAGUUUUAAUAAUUUCUUUGUGAAAAGUCUUCAUUUUUGCAGGCGUUGAGAAAGUGUGAUUUAAAGUUACCCAUAAUAUACAAAAUAUUAUGUAUUAUAAUUUACUAUUUUUUAAUCCCGAUUGAGUAACUGUUUAAAACACGUAUAUACACCAGACCAUAAACUCACAUUGUUUAUCUUUUCAUUUAAAUAUUCAUUAAAACAGAUUGAAUUACAGAUAUUUUUAAUAGAGUUUUAUUCAGUUAUUUUUUGUUUAUUUGAGAAGAAAUACAUUUUUUCUUAAGAUUGAAGGGAUAAUGUUAAUGACGUCUGAUAUUUCCUAUUACCAUAAUUUUUAAAUCUUUAAUCUGAUCACAUAAGUCAAACAUGUUUUAACUACUUUUUUUUAACAAUUGUCUAUUUGAGGUUUAAGUGUGCUUAUGCAACUCAAUAAGUAUGUUAAAGUUUGUUAGUUUUAAGCUUGAUACAGGUGUAACAGAUGUUAUAAAAUUUUGCAUAAUAUGUGGUUGUAUAUAAUAAAUAUGUUUUUAUGUA
Macrosteles quadrilineatus (aster leafhopper) is the source of this 1899-nucleotide messenger RNA. Its product is annotated as charged multivesicular body protein 5-like. Bases 67 to 726 code for a protein of 219 amino acids. The record is from RefSeq and is a predicted model, not a curated record. The transcript has 5 exons. NCBI's taxonomy places the organism in Eukaryota, Metazoa, Arthropoda, Insecta, Hemiptera, Cicadellidae. Gene Ontology annotation, biological process: vesicle budding from membrane; late endosome to vacuole transport via multivesicular body sorting pathway. Gene Ontology annotation, cellular component: multivesicular body.